CAUACGUCAUGAAGGAACAGUUUUGCGCUCUCUCGUAGCCUACCAGAGUCGGAAGACAAUAAUUAAUUUUAGUCGUACAUCUACAGCCGAUGCAGUAGUUAGUUCACUGUUCUCUUAAUAAAAAUAGUAUACCAUACGACGUCUACAACUAACAGUGUGGUCCCGUCUCUAAGUGAAAAUUUGACAUAGUUUAAAAAAUCCUAACAAAAUAUGCAACGUGAUAUGGACUACGAUGAUGUCUAUGUGGACGUACGUUCGCUGCCGCUCAAGCCGCCGCAACCGCAGCUGCCUCCGGAACGAGCGGUUCGUCGGCCCUGGCAUCCUGUCAUGUGGGACAGCUCUAUUAUCGGUAUACCACCACCAGACGUCCCGGUAAACGACGAGUCUCAGCCCAAGUCUCGCGAGUACCCUCAUAAGCAACGCAUACGGAACUUGCGGCGACUCAUCGCUGAAGGAAAAGUGAACCCCACACCUGAAACACUAAUUUUCUUCCUCUGCAACAAGUUUGCUAUUUCGGACGAACGAAAAAUAAAGAGCAAGCCGUGAUAUUAAUGUAAUCAAUUAUAUUAUUCGUAUAUUGUUUUGUGAGUGUGGGUUUGUAAAUAUAUAAAAAAAAAAUCUAUUAAAAAUCUAACUUCGUAACUUUAAUGUUAUAUCGAUUUAUUUACAAUAUUUUUUUAUAUUAUAAUUAUCAUUAUAAGAAAUGCAAAUCAUUGCAACGGGUACCCUCUCUCUUAUGCAAAAAAAAAAAA
Bombyx mandarina (wild silkworm) is the source of this 752-nucleotide messenger RNA. RefSeq lists its product as uncharacterized. NCBI's taxonomy places the organism in Eukaryota, Metazoa, Arthropoda, Insecta, Lepidoptera, Bombycidae. The record is from RefSeq and is a predicted model, not a curated record.